This is a messenger RNA of Miscanthus lutarioriparius, 2838 nucleotides long. Lineage: Eukaryota; Viridiplantae; Streptophyta; Magnoliopsida; Poales; Poaceae. The record is from the annotation of a GenBank genome assembly.
AUGGCGUUGGCGUCCAACAACAAAGUAGCUUCGUCCCUCAGUCCAAUGGCGUCCGGCGGCGCACAAAGCCACUCCCACUCCCCCCCUGUGGCUGGGGUUGUGGCUGAUGAAGCUUUGGGCAGCAACAACAACAAGCCUGCUGCUUCUAAGCCUCCUUCAGGUUCCUCCACGGAGUACCAGCUGAGGAAGUACCUGCUGCUGCUCGCCACCCUGGUUGCGACGGUGACUUACGUCGCCGGGCUGAACCUGCCGGGGGGAGCCUGGCAGGAGGACACCGACGACGGGCGGCACCACGCGGGCGACCCGAUCCUCCAGUACGCGCACCUCCACCGCUACCUCACCUUCUACUACUGCAACGCCACCGCGUUCGCCGCGUCGCUCGUGGUCAGCCUCCUCCUCCUGGUCCUGGACGGCAAGAACACGGGCUGGGAGGCCCUGCUGCGGGUCGUCAUGGUGCUCGACCUGCUCGGCCUCAUGGGCGCCUACGCCGCCGGGAGCUGCCGGGACAAGUUCACCACCAUCUACUCCGCGCUGCUGGUCUGCGCCGUCUUCGCCUACAUCGUCGUAGCUUUCAUCUUCUACCUCUUCUCCAGCGAUGGAGGCGGGCUAGCGAUCCUGCUGCAUAGUAGGAAGCGACUAACAGGUGCAGCAGACGCCGAGAAGCAAGCAGGUGGUGUUAGCGUCACCGCCACCUCCGAGCGGCAAGAACUGCACGAGGUGCUGAUGCUGCUGGCCACCUUCGCGGUGGCCAUCACGUACGUGGCGGGGCUGAACCCGCCGGGCGGCUUCUGGGGCGACACCAAGGACGGCCACCAGAUGAGCGACCCGGUCCUGCAGGAGCACUACUCCAGCCGCUACCAGGCGUUCUACGUCUGCAACACCACCGCGUUCGUCGCGUCCCUGCUCAUCAUCAUCCUGCUCCUCGACAAGAAGCUCACCACCAAGCUCUCUGUACGCUUCGUGGCUCUGUAUGGCCUCAUCAUCACGGCGCUCCUGGGCCUCAUGGGGGCGUACGCCGCUGGGAGCUGCAGGGAGCUCGACGACACCACCUACGUCAUCUGCCUCAUCGCCGGAGUUCUUGCCUACAUCUUCCUCCAGGUGGCUGUAGCUGGCUGCAGCUGCUUCCGAACGGUAUACGGUUCUGCUUCGAAAUGGCUGGGAGCACUGAGGAGUCGCUGCGGCUUUGACAGAUCAUCACAAGGCCAAAAUCCACCAGAUCAGCAGAAUCAGAUCAGCAGCAGAUCGCAGGACCAAAAUAAAACAGAUCAGAUUCAGAUCAGCAGCCGGGACAUCCAUCAGGUUCAGGACCAAGGCAGCGAUGCAGUGGUAAAGGAGAAGGCCCUUGAAAAAGAACGACUGGAAAAGGCCCGGUCUCUUGUCAUGUUGCUUGCGACCCUUGUGGUGAGCAUCACUUACAGUGCAGGACUGGACCCACCAGGCGGCCUGUGGCCCGACACCCGCGACGGUCACAGGAACGGUGACCCGAUACUCCUGACCACACACCCCACCCGGUACAAGGUGUUCUUCUACAGCAACUCGGCGGCGUUCGUGGCGUCCCUCAUCGUGAUCCUCAUGGUCCAGAGCCGAUUCCUGCUCAAGGGCCACACGCUGGAGGCGGCCAUGAUCCUGGACCUCUUCGGCCUGAUCAGCGCGUACGCCGCGGGUAGCUGCAGGGACGAAACGACCUCCAUCUACGUGGUUGCCCUGGCGGGGAUCGUCCUGGUCUACGUGGUCAUCCACAUCGUCCUCUUCACGCUAGACCACAAGGACAACCACCCGGACUUGGAGAAGAAGCUGGAGAACAGGCGCGAGGUGCUGCUGCUCCUGGCCAUCCUGGCGGCGACGCUCACCUACCAGGCUGGGCUGACGCCGCCCGGGGGCUUCUGGUCAAAAAAUGAAGAUGGGCACCGCGCGGGCUACCCGGUGCUCCACGACCACUACCGGCCCCGCUACAUGGCCUUCUUCUACUGCAACGCGGCGAGCUUCAUGGCGUCCGUGGCUCUCAUCGUCCUGCUCGUGAACCCCAACCUGUACAAGCCAGGGAUACGGUGCUACGCGCUCUACGUGUGCAUGGUGGUGGGCAUGUUUGGGCUCAUGGGAGCCUAUGCCGCUGGGAGCUCCAGGGAUCUGCGCACAUCCAUUUAUGUGUUGACGCUGGUUGUUGCCGUGUUUGCCUUUGUAGCCCUGGAGGUAGUCAUUUUCUGGGUUUGCCCCUACCUAAGAGAUCAUUGGAAUCAGUGGUGGAGGUGCAGCAACGAUGCAGCUGCAGCUGAUUCCUCCGGGCAAGCUGCAGAACCAGACGACGGCACGAAACAGAAGAACCAGGUGACAGAGAUACAGGAAAGUAAAACUCAGGGAGAGAUGCAAGGAGGAGGAGAGAAGAACAUGCGUGAAUACUUGAUGCUACUAGGAGUCCUUGCUGCGAGUGUAACCUACCAGACCGGCCUGAAACCACCAGGUGGCAUGUGGCAGGACAACAGCGAUGGUCACUCUGCUGGCAGCUCCAUCCUCCAUUACAUCAACAAACCCCGGUACCAUGCUUUCUUCUACAGCAACUCCACUUCCUUCAUGGCUUCCGUCGUCGUCAUCAUCUUGCUCAUGCCAGAGACUCUCCACAAAUACCGAUUGCCACUCGGGCCAAUGCACACAGCUAUUUUGCUUGACAUGCUCGGCCUCCUGGGGGCCUAUGCAGCAGGCAGUACCAGAGACUGGGAGACAUCCAGGAAUGUCAUCUACUUGGUCAUCCCUGUUCUGGCAUACAUUGCAGCCUAUGCAGCAGUCUCAAUCUUCCGCAAGAAAAGAUGGUGCCAGUGCAGCGGCAGCCGAACAAACUCAUAA